Molecule: messenger RNA, 3751 nt
Organism: Sinocyclocheilus rhinocerous
Lineage: Eukaryota; Metazoa; Chordata; Actinopteri; Cypriniformes; Cyprinidae
Product: MKL/myocardin-like protein 2
Exons: 18
Coding region: 296-3250 (984 amino acids)
Biological process (GO): smooth muscle cell differentiation; positive regulation of transcription by RNA polymerase II
Cellular component (GO): nucleus
Molecular function (GO): transcription coactivator activity
Source: RefSeq, a predicted model, not a curated record
AAGAGCGGCCAUCUUUACCCACUGUACCAACUGCUACUCCAGUAAAGAAAGAAAAUAAAUGUCCUGUCGGGAUUUUAUUGUAUUCUGGAUGUGUCAUCAAAGGGACCACGUUUAAUUUGGAAGGCAAAAAAUGAGGCAUCAUGACCUAGUGAUCUUCAUAAGGAGCACUGUGGCACAAAGCAUCCUUCUCCUAUGACCGGUAAAUCAUCCGCAGACUGUAGUUCGAGAUUCCCGCUAGUCGUCUGUACCGCUGUGGUAGUUUCCAGGGAGAGCCCCCCCACCUCCCCGAGGAGAUAUGGAGCCCCAGGAGAGUCUGGGAGUGGAGGGCAAAUCGGGCGCACUGGGGGUACUGGUGCCGAGCCCACGGAGCGAAGCGGUGACCCAUGACCUGGAGGAAUUGUCCCUGCAGCCCACUCAGAGCCUUCCACCCAUUAAAGAGCGCAAGAAUGUGCUUCAGUUAAGACUCCAGCAGAGGCGCACACGCGAGCAGCUCGCAGACCAGGGCAUCAUGCCACCGCUGAAAACACCUGGAGCUUUUCACGGGCAACUCAGAAGUCUGGAGAGGGCAAGGACUGUGAAUUUCCUGAAGCAUAAAAUCCGCAGCAGACCUGACCGCGCUGAACUUGUUCGAAUGCACAUUUUACAAGAAACCCAUGCAGAGCCUUCUUUGCAAGCCACUCAGAUGAAACUAAAGAGGGCACGUCUAGCAGAUGACCUCAAUGAGAAGAUUGCACAGAGGCCUGGACCAAUGGAACUGGUGGAGAAGAACAUUCUGCCUGUUGACAUUGUUGGAGGACUGGAUGUUUAUAACUUCAAUGAGGACAGCAGUGAAGCUCUGUCUCCAGAGCAGCCAGCUAGUCAUGAGUCUCAAGGCUCUGCAUGUUCUCCUGUAGAAGCCAGACUGCCUGAUCCAUCCUCUGUUUCGCCUCCGACUGGCUCCAAACUCCAGAGUCCAGACUUCCUGAACAGAACAUCAGCAGAAGAUGGCCGAGUAAUGACUGCCACUCAGCUAGUCACUGCUGCUACUCCCACAAAGCCAGCACCCACCCUUGUGAAGGUAAACCAUAUUUCGAAGCUCCCGUUGCAUUUAAAAUCCCUCAUACUCCUCUACAGGCCAGUAGCUGAGAUUCAGAACAGCUGCCCCAACAUCAACCUAAGCACCAGCCCUUGUCUUCCCACUCCCAUUAUGGUAUCUCUGCCCAAUGCGGCUCCUUCACAUCCCAACAACACUGUGACCGGUCGUAAAACCGGGUCGCUGCCUACCAACCUAGAUGAGAUGAAGGUGGCUGAGCUUAAGAUGGAGUUGAAAUUGCGUGGACUCCCUGUGUCCGGCACAAAGACAGAUCUCAUAGAAAGGCUUAAAGCCCACCAGGAGAGCUCUCAAUCUGCUACAACCAUGGAUACAAACAUCUCCAAAGCUCCUCUACAGCCUGACAGCAUGAGCACAACUCCCCCCAUUUCUCCUGAGCAGUCAGAGGCCUCCUACAUCAGUAUGGAGGACAGCAGAGACAGUCCCACCAAAGCUCUAUGCAUGUUGUCUCCAGUCCAUCCACCAGCAGGCACUUCACCCCUCAAACCCACACCUGAAGACAUGACCAUGGACAUCAAGGUGUCCGAAAAAGACCAGCGCCUUCACGAGAAGGAGUGUCAGAUUGAGGAACUCAUGCGUAAGCUGGAGCAGGAGCAGCGGCUGGUGGAGGAGCUGAAGAUGCAGCUGGAGGUAGAGAAAAGGAGUCAGCAGGGCGGAGGGCAGAGCUGCAACUCCAAGCAGAGUCCCCUGCCACAAACUACAGGUGUGAAACAGGAAGAGCCACAUGCUCAGCUGCACCACACCCCAGUCCAGCAGUUCUAUAUCAACACCCAUCAAGUCCCACAAGUGCUGCAUCAGAAGACACUGAUUAACACUCAGCCUGCCACACAAAUCCUGCUGCCUAUCAGCCGGCCCAACAACCCCAUCAGCACACAGGUGCAGACCAUUCUCCAACCAACAUUGCCCAGCAUAAUACAAACACCACUUCUGCAAACACAGACGUCCAACAACACAAUGUUACAACAGCAUUCAAGUCAGACGCCAUCUCCACCUCAAGCUUUACCCAUGUGUGGAAGCUCGUCUUCUGGGUUUGAGUACAGGCAGCACCAGAACCAGCCCAUGACAGACAUGCCCCAGUGCUUUCUCAACAACUCACCCAGACACACAAAUGGACCCAUUAACAAACCUCCCUCGCCCUGUCAGCUCAACUAUAUCUUCCAGCCAUUGACGUUCCCCAAUCACCAUAGCCCAAAGAGCAAAGACCCACCCCGUUACGAGGAGGCCGUCAAACAGACCAGAGGUCUACAAGCCACAGUGCAGGUUCCCACUGCUACCAGUCAGCACAUGGACGAUUUGUUUGAUGUUUUGAUCGAGAGUGGAGAAAUAUCCCCUCUAUCUAGACAGGAUCCUUCUCUGGACAAACUUCUUCCAGUGACAGCAAACAUCACCACCCUGCCCAUCAACACGGUGCUGUCUCGAGAAGAAAAAGCAUCCAAGUUUGGAACAACAUGGAAGAAUGCUCUGGGAUUUAGGUUAACAGACAUUCCCUAUCAUAAAUACGAUUUAUCUCUGUCAUUCAUGUGCUCAGAAUUCAAAUAUUUCGAACUCCAUUUGAAUGGCACAGUACUAAUAUUACAUACUUUGUCAUCUAUUUUGAACACUUUCUGUUGUCUUAAUACCUUGUAUUCUUCCAUAAAGGUUCCUACUGCUACCAGUCAGCACAUGGACGAUUUGUUUGACGUUUUGAUCGAGAGUGGAGAAAUAUCCCCUCUAUCUAGACAGGAUCCUUCUCUGGACAAACUUCUUCCAGUGACAGCAAACAUCACCACCCUGCCCAUCAACACGGUGCUGUCUCGUCCUCCCCCGCAGAUACAUGUUGCCCGCACACCCAACCAAACCCAAGCACCUUCAUCCAGCCUGGUGGCUCUGGCCUCCGAUAACCAGUUGGAGGCCCUGCUGGAGGACGCUGAGCCACGGACCCUGAGAAUGAUGGAGGAGCUUAAAAACCAGCUGCUGGAGCGGCCCCACUCCCCAAUGGACACUUCAGAUCUGACCUUCACCGACACGCCGCCUUCCGCCCUCCCUCUACAAGAUGCAGGUCUCGACAACAUGGAAUGGUUGGACCUUACGAUUCCAGGACCUGCUGGUAUCUGCUCACCGACUGCAGUCUUUUCAUCUGAUUUCUUGGACUCCACUGAUUUACAGUUACACUGGGACUGAGCUCACAAAUGGAUGGAGAUUGGAGACAUUCUGAAAAGAUCUGCGGUGCGCAGUCGGACACUUAUAGAGCUCAGUUGUUCAGACUUCUUGGGUUCCGAGGAUCUGUGUGCAAACCACUCAUAGUGUAGCAUCAGCUUUUCUCAAUUGUGCCUAUACAUGCAGGUUUGUGUACUGCUUUUGUCACCAACACCUUUUUCAAGGCAGAAGAAGAAUGUAGAGACACUUUUUUUCACCUGUAUAUUUAGGCAGUCCUUUUGUCCAUAAAAAUAAUUGGGAUCCGAACUUUCAAGCUCCAAAAAGUACAUAAAGGUAGCAUGAAAUUAGUCCAUAUGACUUGACUGGUAUAUUCAAAGUCUUCUAACGCAUCACAAUCACUUUCUAUGUUGAAAAGAUCAAACUUUUAAAUCUUUUUUCACUCUCAAACCACACCAAAACAUUCAACAAUGCACAGACUAAAUUAAAUUUGGCUUCAAGAACCUUAAAGUUGGCAUGAAAUUAAAA